AUGGCCUACCGCGCAUCUCGAGGAAGGAAACAGGCCAAGAAGGGUGUCCAGCUCACCAUCAUGGUGGUUGGUGCCUCGGGUACUGGCCGCACCACCUUCGUUAACACGCUCGUUGAGCAGCCCAUGCUUCCCCACCGCGCCCAGCAGAUCCUCAAGGACCCCGAGAACCCUCGCUCCGAGGUCGACCCCAGCCUUGCUGAGCAGGCCGCUGCCGACGCCCACGUUGAGCGCCAGAUUCAGAUCAAGCCCGUGAACGUUGAGCUUGAGGAGGACGGUGUCCGCAUCGCCCUCACUGUUGUUGACACCCCCGGCUUCGGCGAGGGCAUCGACAACGAGCACUGCUUCCAGGAGAUUGCUACCUACCUUGAGCGCCAGUACGACGACAUUCUUGCUGAGGAAUCGCGUAUCAAGCGUAACCCUCGUUUCCGCGACAACCGCAUCCACGCGCUGCUCUACUUCAUCCAGCCUACCGGCCACGCUCUCCGCGAGAUGGACAUCGAGCUCAUGCGCCGCCUGUCGCCGCGCGUGAACGUUAUCCCUGUUAUCGGCAAGGCUGACUCUCUGACUCCCUCUGAGCUCAAGGCGUUCAAGCGCCGUAUCAUGGAGGACAUUGAGUACUACGGCAUUCCCGUGUACAACUUCCCUUACGACCCCGAGGAGGACGACGAGGAGACCAUUGCCGACAACCGCGAGCUGCGCUCGCUCCUUCCUUUCGCCAUUGUCGGUGCCGAGGAGGAGAUCAUGAUCAACGGCGAGGCCGUUCGUGGCCGUCGCUACCCUUGGGGUAUCGUCGAGGUCGACAACCCGGAGCACUCUGACUUUGGCCGUCUCCGCAGCGCUCUGUUCCAGUCGCACCUUACCGACCUCAAGGAGAUCACCCACGACUUCCUCUACGAGAACUACCGUACCGAGAAGCUCUCGCGCUCUGUUGGCGGUGAUGCUGACACCACGGCCUUACUUCCCGAGGACAUGGCCAACCAGUCUGUCCGGCUCAAGGAGGAGCAGCUCCGCCGUGAGGAGGAGAAGCUGCGCGAGAUCGAGCUCAAGGUCCAGCGCGAGAUCCAGAUCAAGCGCCAGGAGCUGCUUGCCAAGGAGGACUCGCUCAAGGUCCUCGAGGCGCGUCUCGCCGCGCAGGGCUCGAACCAGUACGAGUAA
Trichosporon asahii var. asahii CBS 2479 is the source of this 1155-nucleotide messenger RNA. Its product is annotated as septin. The coding region runs from base 1 to 1155 and encodes 384 amino acids. The record is from RefSeq and is a predicted model, not a curated record. Gene Ontology annotation, molecular function: molecular adaptor activity; GTP binding; GTPase activity. NCBI's taxonomy places the organism in Eukaryota, Fungi, Basidiomycota, Tremellomycetes, Trichosporonales, Trichosporonaceae. Gene Ontology annotation, cellular component: microtubule cytoskeleton; septin ring; cytosol. The transcript has 4 exons. Gene Ontology annotation, biological process: cytoskeleton-dependent cytokinesis.